UUUUGAUCUUUACUUGAUGCCGUAGUGUGGGAGUAACUAGGAAGUGAAGCGGUAACUAUGGAAAACGACAGCAGAGACAAUUCAAAAAUUACAAUUAAGUAAUUCGCAUGCAUGGCCCUUCCGACAUUUUCGACCCAUCUGUCCAGUCGGUCCCGGCUGGUGGCCGAUCAGUUGGCCCGGAGGCGGGAGCAGGAGGCGCGGUGGCGGCAGCAGUGGGAGCUGCAUGCUCGGUACUUCAGAGAGCAAAACAUCCACAGCCAGAGGCAGACGGCGUGGGGCUCCCGGAGCUCCUUCCAUCAGAGUAUGUCAGCAUACCAUAAUCAGAGACUGAAAGAGGAAAAGAAGGCCAAUCUGGAACAACGCAGGGAUCGGCUCAGGGCCAUGCUUCAAGAGGAGCGAGACCAGCUGGAGGCGGAGCUCCGGGCCCUGGUUCCUGACAGGAGCACGCAGACAAGUCGGCUGGUGCAGAAAACUGAAGAGCUGCGUAAAGCAAGAGAGGAGAGAAAGAAAAAGGUGGCACAGGAGCUGCUGAAGGAACACUGGAGGAAAAACACUCCAGAACUGAGAGAGGUUGAGUCAGCGUUGCAUAAAGAUUAUGUUGUCAGCCGGUGGCAGGAGCAGAUAUCUGAGAAGAAACAGAAAGAAGUGACGGAGCAGGAGGAGAAGAGACGCUUUGAAAACGAGUACGAGAGGAGCAGAAGGGAGGCUCUGCAGAGGAUGAAGCAGGCGGAGGAGAAAAAGAAAGAGGAGGAACGAAAGACGGCAGAGGAGCUUCGCAAACAGAUGGAGGAGCUCUACCUGAGAGAAGAAGAGGCCACACGUCUCAAAAAGGAGCAGGACGCUCUGCUACUCCAGCAGUGGGAGCUGGAGAGGAUGGAGGAAGAGAGGAGGAAGAUGGAAGAAAGGCAGAAAAAGACUGAAAUGAGACAUUUCUUGAUUCGUCAAUAUCGAGCUCAGAUGAAGAGGAGAGCCCAGCAAGUUCAAGAGGAGCUGGAGGCAGACCGUAAGAUCCUGGCUGCUUUGCUGGAGGGGGAGCAGGAGGAUGUGAAGCUGGAGACGGUACGGAGGGAGCGAGCGGUUGCUGAUGCUGCCUGGAUGAAACGUGUGAUUGAAGAGCAGCUGAAGCUGGAACGGCAGAGGGAGGCGGAGUUUGAAACCCUUCACAGAGAGGAGGCCCAACGUGUUUGGGAGAGGCGGGAGGCUCAAUGGGAGAAGGAGAGGAAAGCCAGAGAGCGGCUCAUGCGGGAGGUGCUUGUGGGGAGACAGCAACAGCUGGAGCUGAAAAUGCAGAAGAACAGAGAGGCCCAGGAGGAAUCCUUGAAAAGACGAGAGGAGUUGAUCCAGGAAUUGGAGCUGGAGAGGGAGCUGAGGCGGCAGGAGAAGGAGAAAGAAGAUGGUCGUCGGACAGCAAGGGCAAACGAGCUAAAAGCUCAGAUGGAACAGCACCAAGAAGACCAGCUGGAGGAGCAGCACCUGAUGGAGCAGGAGGAGGAGGAGCACAGAAAGACCCUUCAAAUCCAAGAGGAGGAGCUGAGGCUGGAGAUGGAGAGAGUGGCUGAGAAAGGCUACCAGGAGAAGAUCCACAGCAGGCCACGGUCAGCUUGGACAUGAACCCUCAAGACUCCACCCUCUUUAGGAUUUCCUUGUGUCUACAUAUGGCUGCGGUUAGACAUUAUAACAUUGCUAAUUGCCUAUUGAAUAGGUCUAAAGUCUUUCAGAAGUAUUUAUAGAAUUGUUUCUUUUGCAGAUGCUCAGAGAUGGCACAAAUAAAAAAAUAGCUUUAAAGGAGGGAAAUGUUUUAAAACUCCAGCAAACAUUUAAGCUGUCAGAUCAUUUCAGUCUGUCCUCAUGCGUUUGUUUGUACUCAGAGAGCAAAAACCACAAACCUGUGCCUUUUUUUAGGGUGACAUGAGUUAUUGGAGAGUGAAGUAAGCUUUGAUUUUAUCUUUUUUUAUGUGGGCCUGAUGCCAUCACUGAAAAAACGUUUGAUUUUGUACAUGUUUUAGUUUUUUUCUGAAUUUGUAUUUUUUUUUAAAUAAAACUGCUUAAAUUAAA
This is a messenger RNA of Oryzias melastigma (Indian medaka), 2055 nucleotides long. Its product is annotated as trichoplein, keratin filament binding. Gene Ontology annotation, cellular component: keratin filament. The record is from RefSeq and is a predicted model, not a curated record. NCBI's taxonomy places the organism in Eukaryota, Metazoa, Chordata, Actinopteri, Beloniformes, Adrianichthyidae. The transcript is spliced from 13 exons. Gene Ontology annotation, biological process: apoptotic process. Bases 112 to 1611 code for a protein of 499 amino acids.